CUAUUUUAGUCCCAUCGAAAGGACGUCUUGCAUCAGACAGUUUCAAAUCUCAAUAACAGUUUUGUCAUUACUUUCUUAAUAAUUGUUUAUAAUUUUAUUUAUUCUUAAUUCGAAAUGACUCUUCUAGUUAAAACGGAAAGGAAAAUCGACUCGGAACCUUGCUUAGCCACAUGGAGCGAAAAAUUAAUUGUUGGUACUGAUAACGGUUUUAUUAAUACCUAUGAUGAACAUCUGAAUCCCAGUUCUUCAUGGAUGGCUCACGGGGUUCAGUUAUUUGCAUUAGCAGCUAGUGAAGGAAAAGUUUAUUCAGCUUCCAACGAUGGCGGAGUAAGGGUAUGGACAUCAGCAGGUGACAAAAUUUCGGAAUUGCCACCUCCUGACGGUGAUAUAGGAUCCCUGUGUGUGUUCGGUAAAUUAUUAUAUGCUGGCGAUGAAUUAGGGAAUGUAAGUGUAUGUUUUGAGGACACUAACUUAAAAGCUAAAUAUAAUGUUCUGGAGGAAGUAAAAGAUCUCGAAAUAAGUCCACCUUUUAUGUUUACGGCCCGUGAUCUCUAUGUGACGGUUACUGAAAUUAAACCUGAUGUAUCAAAAGACCGAUUUGUCACCCAACAUGUUAUGGAGGGACGUGCUCCCUUGAGGAUAAGUGGAUCGAAACUUGUUGUAACAGGACGAGGUGGUAAUAACAUUCAACUCCACGAGUUAUCUUUAGAGAAAAAGUUUAACAAGCUACAUGAGGUCAAGGUCAGUGACAUGAUAUUAACGAGUUUGGCAGUAGUUGGAAAUAUGGUGUGGACUGGAGGAUGGGAUGGCUGUAUGCGCAGGUGGAAAAUAGACCAAGAUAAAUUGCAUCCUGACGGGGAAAUAAACCUUGGUACAUGUAUUAAUUCCUUAGUUGCAACUACUGAAGCUAAUGCCUAUGCACUUUUGAGCGACAAGAGAAUUGUUAAUGUUGUAGCAAAAUAAACAGAAACUUAU
Messenger RNA from Danaus plexippus (monarch butterfly), 975 nucleotides. RefSeq lists its product as uncharacterized. NCBI's taxonomy places the organism in Eukaryota, Metazoa, Arthropoda, Insecta, Lepidoptera, Nymphalidae. The coding region runs from base 115 to 963 and encodes 282 amino acids. The record is from RefSeq and is a predicted model, not a curated record. The transcript has 5 exons. Gene Ontology annotation, molecular function: protein binding.